Messenger RNA from Antrostomus carolinensis (chuck-will's-widow), 912 nucleotides. It is a transcript of the gene PPP1R7, whose product is annotated as protein phosphatase 1 regulatory subunit 7. Gene Ontology annotation, molecular function: protein binding. The annotation marks the transcript as partial. The transcript is spliced from 9 exons. The record is from RefSeq and is a predicted model, not a curated record. NCBI's taxonomy places the organism in Eukaryota, Metazoa, Chordata, Aves, Caprimulgiformes, Caprimulgidae.
GUCUUCUUCCCAGAUUGUUGGUUUUAGGAAGAUGUGAUGGGAGGAAAAAGUGCAUCCAAAAUCAAAGUAGAAACAAGGGUUGAUAAGCGGAUUGAAUCAGAGGAGUCGGGAGAUGAAGAAGGGAAGAAGCAAACAGUUCGCUUAGUAACAGACCUCAGUCAGCAGAGCCUGAGAGAUGAGCAGAAUGGAGAAGCAGAGACACCAGUGGACAUGGAGACAAUUAACCUGGACCCAGAAGCUGAGGAUGUUGACUUGAAUCACUUCCGAAUUGGGAAGAUUGAAGGAUUUGAGGUGCUCAAGAAAGUGAAGACUCUGUGUCUCCGUCAGAAUUUGAUUAAGCGCAUUGAGAACCUGGAGCAGUUGCAGACCUUGCGGGAACUGGAUCUCUAUGACAAUCAAAUUCGGAAGAUCGAGAACUUGGAGUCUCUGGUGGAACUUGAGAUCCUGGACAUCUCCUUUAACGUUCUGCGACACAUUGAAGGACUAGAUCGGCUUACCCAACUUAAAAAACUCUUCCUUGUCAACAACAAACUCAGCAAAAUUGAGAAUUUGAGCAACUUGCAGAUGCUACAGAUGUUAGAGUUGGGCUCCAAUCGAAUUCGGGCAAUUGAAAACAUCGACACCUUGGCUAAUCUUGACAGUCUCUUCCUUGGAAAGAAUAAAAUCACCAAGCUCCAGAACUUGGAUGCUCUGACAAACUUGACCGUGCUCAGUAUACAGAACAACCGUCUGACCAAGAUUGAGGGGCUGCAGAGCUUGGUGAAUUUGCGUGAGUUGUACCUCAGCCACAAUGGCAUCGAAGUCAUCGAGGGACUGGAGAACAAUAACAAACUCACAAUGCUGGACAUUGCAACCAACAGAAUCAAGAAGAUUGAAAAUAUCAGUCACCUAACAGAACUGCAGGAAUUCUGG